GCUGGGCUUUAAGGUUGGACAUGGCAAACUGUGUAUUAAUAUCAUGAAGCUCUGGGGUUGGUUUUGCAAUUUAUGCUCUUCUCAUUGACAAGAACUCUAUUCUCAAAGUCAAACAAAGCAAACUGUCUACAGCCCUAAGCUAGUGCCGCUGUAUUAUUGUAACAAUCCUGCUAUCACCACUUGAUAUAUAAAUGGCCCAUUAUCUUUCAGGAAUCUCGCAUUUUUAUCUUGUUUCUUCCAGUAAUCUUCUCUCCGAUCCUUAAUUUUUUCAAAAUGUCUGGGAUUAUCAAAUCAAAUAGUUCGACGACUGGCAAUGAGCAGGUAAAAUCAACCGAGUCCUUCAACAGAAAUUUAUCUAAACCAGAAAAAUUAAAAUCGCUGUCUGACAUUGAAUUGAAUGUCAUAGAGUUAGAUCAAAAUAAGAAAAACAUCGGUUAUGUUUCUGCUGUGUUUUUGAUUCUCAAUAGAGUUGUUGGUACUGGUAUUUUCUCUGUUACUUCAAGUAUUUAUCUUUUAAGUCUGUCCGUUGGGGCAACCUUGCUUCUAUGGGCUGCUGGCUCAAUUAUUGCUUUGGCAGGAUUGUAUGUCUACAUGGAAUUUGGUUCUGCUAUUCCAAGAAAUGGAGGAGAAAAAAAUUAUUUGGAAUACAUUUUUCACAGCCAAAAGUUUCUAAUCACUUCCAUGUAUGCUUCCUAUGUUUUGCUACUUGGUUGGGCCGCUGGUAACUCAAUUGUAGCUGGUGAAUAUCUUCUCAAUGCUGCUGGUCAAACCGUUACUCAAUGGAACUCAAGAGGAAUUGGUAUUGCAGUUAUAACAUUUGCCUUUCUUGUUCAUAGUGCCAAUAUUAAAGCUGGUUUGUACUUGCAAAACUUUUUGGGUCUUUUCAAAAUUGGAAUUAUUGCCUUUAUAUCUGUCACAGGGUGGGUAGCCCUAGGUGGAGGAAUUAAGAAUGACAAUUUCCAACCUACAGGAAACUUCUCGAACGCCUUUGAUGGCCCUUCUCCUACAGGUUAUGGAAUUGUCACUUCUCUUUAUAAUGUUAUUUGGUCCUUCAUCGGUUAUUCCAACGUUAACUAUGCUUUAGGUGAAGUCAGAAAUCCAACCAAGACCUUAAAGACUUCUGCUCCAAUUGCCAUUGUUUUGAUCUCAAUAAUCUAUAUGUUUGUCAACAUUGCCUAUUUUGCCGUGGUGCCCAAAGAAGAGAUUGGGACUUCAGGAAGAAUAUUAGCUGGUUCAUUUUUUAGAUUUGCUUUUGGUGAAACAGCAGAAAAAGCUUCCUCUGUUUUUGUUGGUUUGAGUGCAGUUGGAAAUGUACUAUCUGUUAUAUUUUCUCAAGGAAGAAUUGUCCAGCAGUUGGGUCGUGAAGGAGUCUUGCCAUUCAGUAGCUUUUUUGCUUCAACCAGACCAUUCAAUACUCCUGCCACGGGUUUGUUUGAACACUGGUUAAUUUGUGUUAUUACAAUUGUUGCUCCUCCUCCAGGUGAUGCUUAUAAUUUUGUCAUGAAUUUAAUUUCCUAUCCUUUGAAUGUCAUUAAUACCGCGGUGGCAUUUGGUCUAUUGUACAUUCAUUAUAAAGAUUACAAACAAAUUGAUCUUUGGAAGCCUCCUAUCAGAACUUAUGAUGUUGUCAUUCUAUUUUUUGGAUUGGCAUCUCUAUAUCUUAUCAUUGCUCCCUAUAUUCCUCCUGAUGAUGGUCAAAAUGUUUAUAAUGAUUUACCCUAUUGGAUUCAUCCUGUAGUAACAUGGGGAGUCUUUGGUAUUGGCGUUGUAUAUUAUUUGGUAUGGGGAGUUUUCUUACCAAAGAGAGGUGGCUAUUACUUGGCAGUAAAAGAAUUUUUAGGUGAAGAUGGAUUUUGGCGUAAUAAAAUAUUUAAAAUUCCAAAUGGAGAAAAUGAAAAUAGUUACAUUGAGCAGCAUCGCUAUGAAAAUGAUUAAAUCUGAAAAUAGGCGGAUAUAUUUCUUUUAACUUUUUGUUCCUAUUAUAUUACUUCACUUUUGGCUGCUGUAAGUACCUUUACGCUCUUGCUCAACCGCUAACACCUUACUGAAAUUCAUAUAUUGAAGGCUGAACUUCAAUUUUAGACCUACUUCCAAUAUAAUCAAAAUUGAAUACAAAACAUACUGUCAUUGCAACUGGAAAAAAAGCUACAUCGUGAAGACAAUGGUAAACAACUAAGCUCCAUUAUUCAAGGCUUUGUGACCCUCCCGGAUGUCUACAUUCGGUCUCUCGGUGUCUCUCACUGAUCUGCU
Molecule: messenger RNA, 2250 nt
Organism: Ascoidea rubescens DSM 1968
Lineage: Eukaryota; Fungi; Ascomycota; Saccharomycetes; Ascoideales; Ascoideaceae
Gene: MUP1
Product: Mup1p
Exons: 1
Coding region: 274-1935 (553 amino acids)
Biological process (GO): amino acid transmembrane transport
Cellular component (GO): membrane
Molecular function (GO): L-amino acid transmembrane transporter activity
Source: RefSeq, a predicted model, not a curated record